ACCAGUCAGACAAGAUUUGCGUAAAGUGGCCAUGGAAGUGGUGGCGUUUCCGUACCACCACCGUACCCCUCUGCCGGAUUUUCCAUCACGUGAAACCGGAAAGCCAGCAGUUAACCGAAGUGUACUUGCUCUACAAUUCAGAAAUGUUGGAAUGACAAAGCUGACGUAUGAAGGAAUAAUCUUAACGCAGAAAUCAAGAACACUAACGGCGGUGGGAGCAGUUUCCGGCGGCGGAACUUCACUUCCGCCGCUGGACUUAACGGAGGAUAAUAUCCGUCUGGUCCUAACCGAAGCUCGCGUCGAGCUUGCACAACUGUUCGACUUAUCGGUGGGGAUAACCGGACAAGUUGAGUUAGUGGAACUAGACGGACCGUUCGUUAAGAUAAGUCUAAGAGGCAAGUUUUGGCACACACGUGCAAUGGUUCUAGCUCGUAUCGGAAACUACUUGAAACAGAGGAUCCCUGAGAUCUUGGAAGUUGAGAUUGAAGAUGAGAAGCAACUCGAUGAUAGCCCUGCAAAUUUCUAAACUUCAUUACUUGAAAACUAGUAUCCAUCUUUUAUUUCUUGCUUAAUGUGACGACGAUGAUGUAUGUUUAUGAGUUGCGUAAGGUUUAAAAAAGAUUUACAAACAUGA
Raphanus sativus (radish) is the source of this 634-nucleotide messenger RNA. RefSeq lists its product as uncharacterized. The transcript has 2 exons. The coding region runs from base 32 to 526 and encodes 164 amino acids. The record is from RefSeq and is a predicted model, not a curated record. NCBI's taxonomy places the organism in Eukaryota, Viridiplantae, Streptophyta, Magnoliopsida, Brassicales, Brassicaceae.